AAUUUAAUAUCUCUCUAUAAACCUCAUGCGCAGUUACAUAUAAUAUUAUUCCGAAGAUAAGGGGGUAAAUUUACCAGUAGCACUAAAUAUUAUAAAAUAUCGAUCGAUAUAAUAAUAUAAUGUUAUCUACGGUAAUUUCCAGUGAAUUCAAAUUGCCGGUUAUCAUAAAACGGACGUAAAUUCGCAGCUCGUAAUAACUAGUUCCGGUUUAGACUUAAACUGAUAAUUAAGGGAGGAAUUAAAUCACUCAUUGAAAAUUAUAUAUCAUCGCGUAUUUAUUAUUUAUAUCAAAAUAACAGCCGCGUAAAUAAGAUAUUGUUGUUGUCGAGGGGUUUCGCGGUUUCAUGAAGAGCAACUUCAUUACUUCGAUGACCGCCUGUAUAAAAUGAAGUCGCGUUCGUCAAUUUAUUUGCUGUUCAUUAUUUUUUUGACUCUGUCACUUUCGGCGAUUGAAGGGUAUGACGUACUCGCUAAAUUUACCGGUGAUUAUUUUAAAAAAUUUUACGUCAGUCAGAUUGUGGUUUUUGGAUGUUGGGAAAAUCACAUCAGUGUGGCAUUUAGUAAAUCAAUAAUGAAGAACACGCAUAAUAAAUUGAUGUAUGUUAAUAUAAAUGACAAUUUGAAUUUGGACAAGUUGUUGAAAGUUGACUAUUGGAGUCUGGGAAUUGUUUUGGAUUUAGAUUGUCAACGGAGUCAAAUUAUAUUUGAUCAGUUUUCAGAGCAAAAUUUACGUCACAAUGAAUCUUAUUUUUGGUUGAUGCCAACGAGUAAAGAAAAAAUACCAGAUUAUUUUCACAAACUUCCACUGAAUAUCGCUAACGAAAUGACUUUGGCUGUUCGCAAAAAUAAUUAUUUACAUAACAGUAACAAUGACACUAAUAAUAACAAUAUAAGUUAUAUACUCUACGACGUUUACAACCCCAGUUAUCGUCACGGCGGUAAACUCAAUGUCACUUACAUGGGACACUGGAGUCUAAACGAUCGUGAUAAAGGUACUUUAACAAUUUCCUUGACGCAGUACAAGUACAAAAGACGUGGAAAUCUUUAUGGUCUUGUUUUAAAUGCGUCGAUUGUUGUUGAUCAUCCUCCGGUACCGGAUUACAAUACAUACAUUCACAAUCCGAUAAAUCCGCAUUUAGAUACAAUGCAUCGAUACAAUUACGCUCUGACACUUCAAUUGCGUGAUUAUUACAAUUUUACAAUGAAUUUGAAAAGAGGAACGACUUGGGGUUAUUUGAUAAACGGAACUUUUAAUGGAAUAAUUGGAGACAUGAUGAAAGGGCUCGUAGAUUUCGGAGCGACUCCAUUUCAGUACAAACCCGAAAGACUUGAUGCCAUUGAGUAUACGGUUCAGGCCUGGAUGGCAAGACCCUGUUUCAUAUUCAGGCAUCCUACGACCAAUGAGCUGAGCAACCCGUUUUUGAAACCCUUUGAGAUGAAAGUUUGGUACGUUAUUGCCAUCUUUGCUGCUGUCAAUUGGAUUUUUUUGUAUACGUCUGUCAAACUCGAACACAAGCUGGUUAUGAAGCAGCCCGUUUGCACUUUGGAUACUUAUCCUGCGUCAGAGAUCAUUAUGAUCACUACUUCUGCGAUUUGUCAGCAAGGACUGAGUGACGGGCCACGAUUUUAUGCAGGACGUAUUGUCUUCAUAUUUCUUUUUAUAUGGGGAUUUUUACUCUAUCAAUUUUACUCAGCUAGUAUCGUAGGUUCUUUGCUGGCCGGAAAACCUAAAUGGAUAAAUACUUUGCAAGAUCUCGCUGACAGUAACCUAGAAGUUGGUAUUGAAGAUAUUGCAUACAAUUAUGAUUUUUUUGCAACGACAACGGACCCUGUAGCUCAGCAGCUGUACCGCGAAAAAGUAGCCGUCAAUAAAAAGCGUAAGCGAGAGCCUUAUUAUACAAUUGAAGAAGGUCUUCAGAGAAUGCAAAAAGGCGGGUUUGCUUUUCAUGUUGACGUUGCGACCGCUUAUAAAAUAAUUGAAGAAACAUUUGACGUCAAUGAAAUAUGUGACUUAGUUGAAAUUCAAUUAUUCCCGCCAAAACAUACCGCAACAGCAACGGCGAGGUUUUCGCCUUUCAAAAAAAUGGUCACUUAUGGAUUGAGACAGGUAGUGGAGCACGGAAUGGCCCGUAGGUUGAGAAAUGUAUGGAUGCAUCGAAGACCAGAGUGUCCGGAAAGUCACAAAGACGAUCCAGUCCCUAUAAUGAUCACCGAAUUCAGUCCCGCGUUAUUUCUUAUGUCAUGUGGGUGGUUUGUGUCGAUGUGCAUUGUAAUAGGGGAAAAAUUGGCGAUGAAAAAACAAGAAAUUGGAGAAAUUAGGGAUGGCGAUGCUGGUGCUGACGGUUACGAAGAUCCAGAAGAUUUUGAUCGACAAACGGCAUCGACUAAUUCACAGACUAGUAGAAAGUCUGGAUAGUUUUUAUUUUAAUAAACUAUUAAUUUAUGGAAUUUUAUAUUUUAUAGAUAAA
Microplitis mediator is the source of this 2468-nucleotide messenger RNA. RefSeq names its product ionotropic receptor 75a-like. The record is from RefSeq and is a predicted model, not a curated record. Bases 386 to 2416 code for a protein of 676 amino acids. Gene Ontology annotation, cellular component: membrane. NCBI's taxonomy places the organism in Eukaryota, Metazoa, Arthropoda, Insecta, Hymenoptera, Braconidae. Gene Ontology annotation, molecular function: ligand-gated monoatomic ion channel activity. The transcript has 10 exons.